Candoia aspera is the source of this 1769-nucleotide messenger RNA. RefSeq names its product HYLS1 centriolar and ciliogenesis associated (gene HYLS1). The record is from RefSeq and is a predicted model, not a curated record. The transcript has 2 exons. The coding region runs from base 343 to 1239 and encodes 298 amino acids. Gene Ontology annotation, cellular component: non-motile cilium; centriole. Gene Ontology annotation, biological process: cilium assembly. NCBI's taxonomy places the organism in Eukaryota, Metazoa, Chordata, Lepidosauria, Squamata, Candoiidae.
GAACGCUAUUUAAAAAAGAAUCCUGCAACGUGAGAAUCUAAUGGUACUGCAAAAGGAUCUUUCUGGGAAUAACUAAAAUUAUGCAAUCUGUAUUUGCUGCUAGAAGGUGUUCAGCUGGGGAAAAUUAACCUGCUUGCUAACUGUUCUGUUUAGUUUCUGCACAGAAAGCUUGUUUGGACUUUAUGAUAUCCAUUACUGAGAAGGGAGUGCUUGCUCUUGUCCACUUACAGAAGAAUCUGUUUUAAACCACUUUUAUACUAGGACCCUCCGUUUCCAAGCUGGCUAAAGAGGAGCAAAAGAUACCUCUUCCAGAACUGCUAACUACCCUGGCUGAGAGAAGCAAUGCAAGCCCUGAUACGACCCAGCCGAUGCCGAUGGACCUCUAUGAGCCGGGAAGAGCAACUCAAGGAAGCCGCCAUGGCCUUUAUCCGCCUGUGUGCAGAACACGGCGAUGGUGAUAGCCCGAGGCAGCCUCACGCGUCCCCUCAGCUGGACCCCUACACGAGGGCCUCGGUGGCCUCGGUGGCCAGGCCAACACUUCCUGUGGCAAUCAAGCAAGGUCAGGCAGAAUCCAGCUUGCAAUCGGAGAACCCCGAGGAUUCCAGAGUUUCUAAGAAACCUGUGAUGAAAAGGAAAGUUCUGAGGCGAACGCCUGACGGAGAGGUGCAAGUGACAGACGAAUCGGUCACCAGCGAAACCGAAUCCAACGGUCCGAGUGACCCUGAGUGUGAAGACUUAAGUCAGCGAAUGUACCUUCUGAAUGCUCAGGAGGAGGGGGAGGAGGACCAGCCCCACGGUUCCCCUGAGUUAGAGGCAGCCUGUUCCUGGAGCACCUCGGAGGAGAGCCAGAGCCAGGGUUCCCGAAGAGAGGGCCAGAGCCGCAGCACUUCAUCCCUUGAGCAGGACCUGAUCCUAGCUGGCCACCCCAAGUCCUUCAUAUUACCGCGGUUGGAGCAGCUCAGCCGGAACAGAAUGAAGACCGAUCGGGUCGCCCGUUACUUGGAGCACAAGCAUGACUGGGAAUCCCUGCGGCUUCCAGGGGAAGAUCCCAGGAAAGGUGUGCGCUGGAGCAUCCGGGAACAGAUGCUCUACAAGUCAGAAUUGCCUCCUAAGGCUCAGCAUGUUUACCUGCCCAACAAUUACCUGGUGCCUACAGAGAAGAAGAGAUCGGCCCUGCGCUGGGGGAUACGCUGCGACCUGGCCAAUGGUGUGGUGCCUAGAAACACCUAUUCCUCCUAGAAAGCUGGAAUCUUUAGGAUCCCAUACACAGAAGUACUUAGUAUAUCCCAAAGAGCUAGCUGCUUCUAACAUGCAGCCAAGCUAUUUUUAUUUCUUUCCAAAUCCAAAUCCUGCCCACUGGAUCUUAAGAUCUGUCUUGGCUCUUGGAAUGGCUCCUUUCUGGAAAAAAGGAUUUUUUAAAACCUAUCCUUGUUAAGCAAUUGUCUCAGAUCAUAUUAUUUGAAUGUAAAUAUUGUCCCAUAAAAAGCCAGGCAGAAGAUGAACCAAAGCCCACUGAAGUAUAGUCAAGAAAAAGGCCUUAUUUAUUUUAUUUUUAUUUUUUGGAGAUCCUUCACACACAUUCCCUCUUUGAAGCAAUGAACUCCUGUACUUUAAAGAAGUUUUAACUUCUGGGUGUAUAGAUUAAAUUAAAUUUAUGAAGUGAAAUUAUUAUUUUAGUCUUUCCAAAGGCAAGCUUGGUUUCUCCUGCCUUUCAUCAUACAUUAGGCUUGCUGUUCAGAGCUACAGAAGUAAACUUUGCUCUGGAAUGA